AUGAAUCUUCAGGAAAAGCUGUCAGGCCUGAAAGGUCUUGUCACACACUCCCACGGCAAGCGCCGCUAUAGAGGCGACCUCACGUUGGACAUGAUCAGCCCUCCUCUGGGCGACUUCCGCCACACCAUGCAUGUAGGCCGUGGAGGCGAUGUCUUUGGCGACACAUCUUUUCUCAGCAAUCACGGCGGAACGGGGAACGGGAACAACGUAGAAACUGAUUCUCUGUCCUCACCGGACAACAAGAUCGGAGCCUUCUUCUCCAGGACGCUUCGCCAAAUCAGGAGGGGGUCCGACAACAGACCCACAGGAGGACCAAAAGAUCUGUCGCCGCCACCACCUGCAGUCUCUCCAAUCAUCAAGAACGCUGUGUCCCUCCCCAGGCUGGAUGUGGAUAUGCCUAAUGGGUGUCCGACUACCAAAGUUCUCUUUCCUGGUUCCCAAAGCACGCCAGGGGAGAUGAAAAGCAAAUAUGGUGAGUAAAGCCACCUUUCUUUUGAGACUAUAUUUACAUCUCCAUGGAUCAAACCACUUUUUGUGGUUUACUCAGUCACAAACCGACCAGUAAUAAUCAGCAAACCAUUCCUGACUUGUAGAGAGUUUCUCAGCAUCUUUAAUGCAUCACCUUCAAGCCUUAAGCUCACUAACUUAAAACUCACUUCUAGAUACAGAUGACUGCUGCAUUAAGCAAAGUAGCUCAUGUCAAACUUCUGUAUGAUGCAAAAAAAUACAGGCUAAGUCAGAGAAUAGAGAGUCAGCGUAGUGAAGCAAUGCUAAAGCAAUGGAGCUAAAAAUAGAAUGAACCUAACUUUAUAUGGCAUCCAAAGUUUGUUUAUACUGUGUCCAAGCUGUUAAAGGUUAAUGUGGUUUUAAGUCAACGUACUCGACUGUUUCCACUCCUUUUCGUGACUGGACUUGUUUCAUUCGGUUUGGGUAAAUGGAGAGUAAAGGACCCGCUGUUUUUGUUAUAAACACUAUCCGUGUUUCUGGUUUGCUGAAAAAGCUGUGCUAUCUCCACUGAAAACAUGAUUACUGAACUUGAUAUCAUGUUGAACAGUCAUUCAAGGAUUAAGAAAAUUACCCAGCUAAAAUCCCCAAAUUACACCCAAGAUUAGGGGAGGAUGUUUCCUUCAAAUUAAAUGGCACAGUUGCGAAACAAAGUGCAAGCGAGGUCAAGUGAGUUGUAUACACUGAAGAGUACAGAGAAGAGCGAACCAUCUGUGGAGCUGCAGUUUAAUUGCCCAUUAUUUUUAUCCCGUAAUUUUAAACAGAUUCGCCCCAGAUGCCCAUAUGAAUCACCUUGGCUCUUAGUCAGCGGAGCUCCCACUGAUAACACGCAGACAUCCAGACGGAGCAGGCAGCAAGCCGACUGAGAGGCUGUUUGAAAUAACACGCCAAACACAUGCCAUGUACUGCCUGUGAAUAUGUGUCUGCGUGCGUGUUUGUUUGUUUUAACUAACUAACUGAGGCACUAACAAGGAAGUUUAUUUAAAGCUCACUCUUUCUCCCUGCAUCCAAUCUUAACACCAGGCCAACCUACCUUAUCUGUAGUACUGCCUCCCUGUAUAUAAUCUAACUUAAAGUUUUGGCAGUGACAUCAAGCUUCCCGUCCUAGUCUCUUUAAGAAGUCUUAGAUGCUGGACAAUUUUUAAAUAUGGUCUGAAAGGGAUCAAAGACUUUUAAAAUCCUGAUUACCUUCAGAUCAAGCAGAACACAUUUCAGUGCACAAAUCCAAAGGCUCUUUUUGACUCAGUAAAGUACUUUUUUAAUGUGGAUAGAAGAGUCUCUAAGAAAUCAGACCUUUCUCCAGUAUGAAAAGAACUUCAAACUCUCAGUUGUCUUUGGCUGACAUAGAGAGACUGUGCAGCUCUUUAACCUUUUAGGUGAUGAAGGCAGCAGUGUGUGGGUGCAGAUGUAGAGGGCAGAUGAUUCAGUGUCUGCAGAGCAGAACAACUCAGCACUUUACAAGAUAGGAUUUGUGAGCUAGUCGUUAUCACACAGGACGAUCAGAAAGGUUUACACUGCCCCCUGUUGGAUUUGUACCAUGAUUAAAGAGUCCUUGUGAUGUAAAUAAGACAUUUUUAUUUUUUAUUUAAACAGCCUCUCUAUUCAAAUUACAUCUAUGAAUAGCUUUGAAAAAAUAGCUUGAGAUUUGAAGUUGCCUGCUAAUAAUUUGGGAUUCAGUUGAACAAAUAUUUCAGUGUGAACUUCAUGUAUUAAUAUUUGGCACAUUUCUGCUCUCCAGGUCUGGACUCCGGUUUCGUCACUCUUCCUCGUCUCUCUCGCUCUGAGCGUCAGCAGCCCUCCAUCUCCCUCCCCAUUUCCUGCUCCUCCAACAUCCACCGCGGUUCCCUGACCGACCCCUCAGAUGCCAUCUUAUCCACCUGCUCCACCUCCAUUUUGACCAGUGACACUAAACCCACCACUGCCUACUCUGACUCCCUCCCCUCCCUCGCUUCAUUGGACACUUUCACCUUUGACCUCGGCCCCUCCCUCAUGAGCGAGGUGUUCAGUCUGAUCGACAGUCACCUGGAUGAUCCCAGUCACGUCUGGGAGGGAGAGGAGGUCGGGUCGGCGUGUGGGCUGACCAAUGAGGGAUCAGAGAUGGACUCAGCUACGAUUUCAUAUGUGGACUCGCUGCUGCGGGAGGACUGCGGCGGGAGGAAGAGCCCGCAUGAGACCCAGUGGGAGGAGGAGGAGGAGGGGAGUGUGAUGGAGGAGAACAGCGUUGGGCUCUCUGUUGAAGUUCCCGAUGUGGUGAUGGGGUCUCCUGAGCGGGUGAAGCUGGGGAUGAGGAUGGAGAGUGAGCGCUUCCAGAGUGCAACGGAUGUGCUGGCACGCCACUAUGGCGUCAGCCCCUUCAAAGGACAGAGCAGGAUGGUGGUUACUGAAUCAGAGAUGAUCAUCAGCCAGCCCAAGAGGAAUAUCUCCUACAACUACAUGGAUGAUGAGGAUGAAAUCAAAGUCUGA
Molecule: messenger RNA, 2967 nt
Organism: Xyrichtys novacula (pearly razorfish)
Lineage: Eukaryota; Metazoa; Chordata; Actinopteri; Labriformes; Labridae
Source: the annotation of a GenBank genome assembly